AACAACUGGCGAUUCAUCAUGUCUGCGGUGCUUGAUAUAGCUUUUGUUAUGGAUUGCACAGGCAGUAUGGGAAAAUACAUAGAUGCUGCAAAACACAACAUUGAAAACAUUAUUGACUCAAUUGUGGCCGAUGGAAACGUCGAAGUUCACAUGGCAUUCAUCGAAUAUAGAGACCAUCCUCCACAAGAUGACACGUUUGUGUCGAGAUACCAUGACUUUACCGACAGCGUUAGUGAGAUGAAGGGAUGGCUUAGUGAGUGUUCUGCAGAAGGUGGUGGAGACUAUCCAGAAGCUGUAGCAGACGGGCUUAAUGAACUUCUUAAACUCAAAUGGUGUUCGGGGUCUAUAAAAGUGGUCACCCUAAUAUUAGAUGCCCCGCCACAUGGGGUAGGUGCAUUUGGUGAUACAUUUCCUGACGGCUGCCCCUGUGGACUUGAUCCGCUAAACGUUGUCCGGAAGCUUGCAGGAUUGUGGGUUACUCUUGAUGUUUUAGGUAGUGAACAAAAAGAUGGAUUGCCUCAAGAUUUUCUCACAGCGUUGGCGUAUAUCACUGGGGGUCAAUAUGUUCCAACGGCAGGCGCAGAUUCACUGCCCCAAAUUAUCAUCGGAGGAGCAAAAGAAGAGCUGUCACUUAAUUCAUUGUUGAAGGAGGUUUACAGAGAGGUUCUACGUGAACUUGACAUAACGAAGAAUGUUGACGAAGAGCAUCUUACAAAAAAAAUAUACAAGAUCCUGAUCAGCAAAGGUCACACAACAAGAAGACUAACUAGAAAUGCAAUGGGAAUGGAUUCCAUCAACGAAACCGUCAAAGCUAUUUCAAGAAAGACCUCGCUAUCCGAGGUACGUUCAAUGUCGAUGGGUUAUAAGGCCGUCAAGCAAGCUGAUCGUGCUGACGUCUACGGCUAUGUCGAAGACAAACUUGAUAUUGCACAAGUCCAGAGGAUGGUAAAGAAGUGCCUCACUAAAAAUCAAGAAGCACCUGCAGCAAUUGAUCCAAAGAAAGAAACCAGGAUUAUAUUACUGGGUAAAACAGAAUCUGGAAAAUGCGCCUUAGGAAAUUAUAUCCUGGAAAAAAAUGCGUUUCAGAAGAGUACGACCAGGGAAAACAAAAUCAGCAAAUGUUCCGUGCAGUCUAACAUGGUCAACGGGAGACGUGUCACUGUGAUUUAUACUCCAGAAUUUUGCGACACUGGAAUAAGUGAAGACGAAAUCAAGGAUGAAUUGAGAAGAGCAAUACGUUUGGCAGCACCAGGUGUAAAUGUCUUCCUCUACGUCUUUGAUGUAGAUGCAAGAUUCACCAUGGAAGAUCAGAAGGCAUUCGAAAGAGCCUCAAAGCUGUUUGGAAAGAAACUGGAUGACCAUUGCAUUGUGGGGUUUUCAAACGGUGACGUGCUUUUAAAUAAAAACAUGUCUGAGAAGCAGUACUUGGAAAACUGUGAACAUCUGAAAAUCAUAACCAAAAAAGUACACGGACGAACAUUCUUUACUUACAACAAGAACACAUCUUCGAAGAAAGAUCACCUGAAUAAAUUGUAUGAAAUUGUGGAUGCAGUCUUCACUGACAAUUUUGCAAGUCAUUACACAUCGACAUUAUUCGAAGAAGCAGAGAAAGAAAUGAGACUUUUAGAUGAAGAAUACAUUAAAAAAGCCGGCAGACACAUCACAAGAGAAGAGGCUCGAGAAAAUUCACGCAAUCAGGUCGUACAAGGAACUGGCUUUGGGGAGGUUAUUACAGCGGCAAUUGUAGGAUCAUUACUAUUGGCCAUUGUUGCAACACCAUUAGCCGUUGUUGCAGCACCGUUUGUUUUAGCGGGUGCAGUAGUGGCAGGGUUGUUUGGCUUCUUUAACAGAUAAUGACUAUCGUCAGUUCACGCAUAUGAAGAUCUAAAUCCGGUUGGUGGAGACUAAAGACGUCAAAGAACGUGAUCUAGGCAACUUUUGAUUGCUGCUUCGCCGAUUCACACAGUUUGCGGAUGAUUUUUUGUCACCUUCCUAGACCACUGAAUAGUUGUUUAUGGCGGGGUUUUUUUUUCUUGUUUUUUAUAUAUAUAUAUAUUUCUUCUUUUUUUUGUUGUUGUUGUUUUGUUUGUUUUUGUUUUUAUGUCUUUGCUUGUUUGAGGUUUUAGCUUUUUUAAAUGUUUUUUUUUUAGUAGUUAUAUGUUCAAUUCAUUUCAAGUUCACUAACAAUAUAGGAGAAGCCAUGUGUUUAGGGAAGUGACGUCACGUAUCAGCAUGCGCGCGCAUCUGGUAGG
Gigantopelta aegis is the source of this 2252-nucleotide messenger RNA. RefSeq lists its product as uncharacterized. The record is from RefSeq and is a predicted model, not a curated record. Gene Ontology annotation, molecular function: GTP binding. The coding region runs from base 19 to 1854 and encodes 611 amino acids. The transcript is spliced from 4 exons. Lineage: Eukaryota; Metazoa; Mollusca; Gastropoda; Neomphalida; Peltospiridae.